Messenger RNA from Phytophthora sojae, 2730 nucleotides. RefSeq lists its product as hypothetical. The transcript has a single exon. The coding region runs from base 1 to 2730 and encodes 909 amino acids. NCBI's taxonomy places the organism in Eukaryota, Oomycota, Peronosporomycetes, Peronosporales, Peronosporaceae. The record is from RefSeq and is a predicted model, not a curated record.
AUGGUCCGUCGGGAUUCCGUCGACAAGGGGCAGCGCUACGGCUUCCCCACUGCAGUGUCUGGGGAUGCAGUCGACGACUACCCGGUGAAGAAGGACCCUUCAGAGGCCCCAGCGAUCGUGCGAUGGCUCAAGCCGGACGCUUUGAUGCAGAGGGUCGGUCAAUAUGGACACCCGUGGAUCGGGUGGGCCUUCGUCUACGGCAUAGUGCUUCUGGUGUUCUUCAUCUACCGCUGCACGGCUCUCAAGGCGCUGUUCGCCAUGUACGCCAGCGUCAAGGACGGUACGCCUAGCAUCGUACUAGGAGCGUUGACGCUCGGACUCUUGGAAGAUUUCGUGUGCGCGACGUACUUCGCCUGUGCGCUGUGGCUAUUCGACUCGCUCAAGGCCGCCACCGUUAGAUGCUUCCCUCAACUCAAGCGUCCAGGGAUCGCACAGUUUAUCAGUAAAGCCGUGACGUUCUUGGUGUCGUGGCUGCUCUUCCUGGCCAUGACGGUCCCCUUCGUGGCCGACGUGAUCAUCGUGCGGCUGCGGGACAUGCGCUUCACGUUCGACAUCGUCACGAUGGCCAUCGACGAGAAGGACAACGCCACGUCCUUCGAGGUCUCCAACGACGAAGUCGUGGACGCGGUGCUCAACGCUGUGGCGCUGGUCGUUGUGGCCACGUUCUUCGCUGUUGUGCGUACUUGGGCUCCGUGGGCGGAUCUCUCUAACUGGAACCCGACGCAACUAUUCCCCCAAGCGCCUUAUCGUCUCUGCUCUCGAAGCGCAGCAAGGGUCAAGCACAAACACAGACCCACCACCAAGGUGGACCAGGAAGACUUCGAGGACAGCCAGGACUCCAGCAGCCCCACGGAGGACUCGGAGUUAGACCCGACCAACAAUGUCCUAUCGAGUCGCGCAAACGCGAGUAAAGCUCGAGAUGGAGACGACCAAGACACAGAGCGUGACGCUGCCAACACCGCGCGAUACGUCAAGAUCCAGGUACGCGAACCUGCCCAAAGCCCCGAGCUGAGGAAGCUCACCGCUGCUGACGCUGAUGACGACGGCGACAAUUCAGCGGGAUCCGACGCUACGGACCAGUAUCGUCAGUACUUAAAGCGAGGCAUCAUUACUCUCGUUGGGUUGGUGUUCUUCCCCAUGGUCGUGGUGGCCAUAAGUCAAGGCAGCACGCCUCUCAUCGCGUACUCAGCUCUCAACACGACGCUCAACGAGCUGUUCAAGCACGCGUUGCAGCCCCCCGUGCGUCAGGUCACUCCUGAAGCUGAAGACUCCAGUCUCCCCUGGGUUGAGGCGUUCAUCGACUACAAGACGGAGGAGCACACGUUGUUCGGCUACGAGACGCUAUACCGACGUACUACGGGGUUUAAGGGGGACCUCGCGUUCGACGUCAACGUCUCAGACGACAACCCGCCCAACGUCUUGGUCAUCGUGGUCGAAGCGUUCCGGUACCACGACUCGCACUACCUCGUCGGUAAAGAAGACCCGUCCAACCUGUUCAAGGGGAGCAACAUCACGAUCACCCCCAACUUCGACAAGUGGGCGAAGCGGAACAUCGCUCUACGCAAUUUCUGGUCCAGUUGGAGAACGAGUCGAUCGGUGGAGAGCCUCCAGUUCGCUCAGCUGCCGUACGACAGUGUGACCAAGUCGGGCAUGACUGGAGGAAGAAGCGGCACGAAACUCGCUGGUCUGCCGCAGCUUUUCACGGCCAAGGGCUACGAGACUUUCUUCACCACGGGCUGCCUUACUGGCUAUGACGGAUGGGAUGGCUUCCUCCCCUCGCACGGGUUCGACACCGUCUGGAGUCGGGACGAGAUGAUGAAGAUCGCUGAGAAGGACUUGGGCAUCAAACACGGCGACUGGGACGGAGCUGAGCACCGCGGACUCAAUUGGGGAGUGCAUGACGAUCUGAGCUUCCAGAUUCUAGGCGAUCUUCUGAUCAACAAGACGAAGGAGCAGCAAGACCGCGUAGCUAGGGGGCAGCCCAAGAAGCCGCUCUACUUGAACCACUACACCAUCUCCAGUCACGUCGACUACAAGCAGCGCCCGAAAUGGUACGAUGAAGCUGAGAAACCAGACUUUUCCGUCAUGUAUGAAGGAGAGGAGUACGUCGACAACAUCAAGAACUACCUCGAGAUGCGCUACUUCGCCGACGUCGAAAUGGGCAAGUUCCUCGACCGCAUGGCUCAAGAGGGCAUCCUGAACGACACCAUCAUCGUCAUCUCGGGGGACCACGGCCAGGGCCCCGAGUUCGGCAACGACGUGCCGGAAGACCGCGAUGUGUCGGCCACGCGCGUGGCUGGAGCCAUCAUCGCUGAGGGGCGACUGGGGAAUGCGUCGGGACUGGUGAUCGACGACGCCACGGAGCAGUACGACAUCCUGAAUACGCUGGCGGAUAUCACGGGGGUGCCUGAGGGAGGAUUCGAGCAGGACGGCGUGGGUCGGUCCCUCAAGCGGAAGACGAAGUUCGGGGAGAGGACCGUGUACAGUAACAACCCAACGAGGAAGAUGUCGGUGGUGCGCGGCCACUUGCGUCUGCGCUAUGAUAAGGCAAUGGACUCGAUGUUGCUGCACAACGCGGAUACGGAUCAUGACAUGAAGAAUAACUUGCUGCCGACUCUGACCAAGGAGGAGAAGGACGAGUGGAUCGCGUGGCGCGAUGCUGGUCGGCGGAUCAAUUCGUACUACACGAAGCGGUGGGAAGGGAGCUGCCUGCUCGCGGCGGAGUGCUAG